This is a messenger RNA of Cannabis sativa, 2927 nucleotides long. RefSeq names its product scarecrow-like protein 9. Gene Ontology annotation, molecular function: DNA-binding transcription factor activity; sequence-specific DNA binding. The transcript has 3 exons. Lineage: Eukaryota; Viridiplantae; Streptophyta; Magnoliopsida; Rosales; Cannabaceae. Gene Ontology annotation, cellular component: nucleus. The record is from RefSeq and is a predicted model, not a curated record. Gene Ontology annotation, biological process: regulation of DNA-templated transcription. The coding region runs from base 274 to 2541 and encodes 755 amino acids.
AAGUGUUAGACCAUGUUUUUCUUUUGUCAAAAAGUAUAGACCAUGUUUAAUUACUAAAAGAACCUUUUCUCUCUAACACAUUUUCUUUCUUCCUUUUCUCUCUAUGCCUUGAAGCUUGGCACUUCAGCUUCUUCAAUGAGGGUAGGAUGAAAUUUAGCACUCCACGGUAGACUGUAGUGAUGUGAUUUAAUAAGUACAGACUGAGCUAUUUUUGUUUGGAGAAGGAACUUGGGUGUGUAUUGAACUAGACAAAGGGUUUUGGUUUUUGGUUGAAUGAGAAUGGAUCAGAGUCUAAGGGGAUAUACUGGCUCUGGAAAUGGAGUAAUUCAUUUUGGAAAAGGCAAACCUUUGUCAGUUAUUUCCAGUCACAAUAAUAUUAUGGCUGAAACUAGAUUCAAUAAUCAUAAUCACAAUGCCUUCUCGGAUCACAGCCACAUGGGGUUUCAUUACCCUCAACCUGAUCUAACCCCAGCUAUCGAAAACACUAUUUCAACUUUGUCCCAUGAUGUUAAUUCCCCAGAAGACUGUGACUUUUCAGAUACAGUAUUGCAGUACAUAAGCCAGAUGCUCAUGGAAGAAGAGGAUCAUGAGGACAAGACUAGUAUAGUUGAAGAGUCUUCGGAUCUUCGAGCUGCUGAAAAAUCGUUCUAUGAAGUUCUUGGUAAAAAGUAUCCACCUUCCCCUGAACAAAAUCAUGUUUUUCAAAAUGGUGAAAGUCUAGAAGAAAAUUUUACUACAAGCUCCAACAAUUAUGUACAUAGUAGUUGCUAUAGCAAUGAGUAUUUGGUUGAUAAUCCCUUGUAUCAAAAUCUAGAUAAUUAUACCUCUCAAUUACACUGUAUUCCUGAAUUUGGAGUUUCUCAAUCAUCCUACAGCUCUUCAAAUAGUGCAAUUAGCAGUUUAGAUGGAUUGUUGGACUCCCCCAACAGUACUAUAAUUCAAGCUCCUGAUCUGUGUAGUGAGAAUCGGUCAAUGUGGCAGUUUAGGAAGGGGGUUGAGGAGGCUAGCAGGUUUCUUCCCACUCAAAAUGACUUGGUUGGUUCUGUAGAGGCAAACGAGUUGUUGGCUUUGGUUCCUUCAAAGUUUGGGACAAGUGAGGUUUCUGUUAAGUCAAAUGAUGAGUGUUCUCCUGGAAGCUCUAGGGGAAGAAAACAUCCUUACAGUGACGUUGAAGAUUUGGAAGAUGAGAGGAGUAGCAAGCAAGCUGCCAUUUACAUAGAAUCCACUUUGCGAUCGAAGAUGUUUGAUCUUGUGCUUCUUUGUAGUCUUGGGGAUGGUCACGAGCAUUUGACAUCUUUCCGUGCAGACUUGCAGAGUGAUCUCACGAAAAGUAUGCAACAAACUGGCCAGAUAAAAGGAUUAAGUGGUGGAAAGAGUCGUGGUAAGAGACAAGUAAAGAAGAAGGAGGUGGUGGAUUUGAGAUCUUUAUUGAUUCAGUGCGCUCAAGCAGUUGCAGCUGAUGAUCAUAGGAGUGCAAAUGAACUGCUAAAGCAAGUUAGACAACAUUCCUCUCCUUUUGGGGAUGGUUCUCAGAGAUUAGCUAGUUGUUUUGCUGAUGGUCUUGAGGCACGCUUGGCCGGUACAGGUAGCCAGAUCUACAAAGGUCUUGUUAAUAAAAGAACAUCUGCUGCUGAUAUAUUGAAAGCUUACCGGCUUUACCUUGCUGCCUGCCCAUUUAGGAAGAUAUCUAACUUUACAUCGAACAGGACAAUACUGGAUACAGCAGCCAAAGCAACAAGUGUUCAUGUCAUUGACUUUGGUAUCCUUUAUGGUUUUCAAUGGCCCACCCUUAUUCAGCGCCUGUCAAUGAGAGAAGGUGGACCACCAAAGCUUCGGAUCACUGGGAUAGAGUUUCCACAACCUGGCUUUCGACCAGCUGAGAGAGUUGACGAAACAGGACGACGAUUAAAAGCCUAUGCUGAAACUUUCAAUGUUACUUUUGAUUAUCAUGCAAUUGCAAAGAAAUGGGAGACCAUUACACUUGAGGAACUAAAGAUUGACAAGAAUGACUUCCUCGUAGUUAACUGUCUGUAUCGGGGUAAGAACUUGCCCGAUGAAAGUGUGACUGCAGAGAGUGCAAGAAAUAGAGUUCUUGAUUUGAUAAAGAGAAUUAAACCUGAUCUCUUCAUCCAUGGGAUUACAAAUGGAGCAUACAAUGCACCUUUUUUUGUUACUCGGUUUCGAGAGGCAUUGUUUCACUUUUCUGCAUUGUUUGAUAUGCUUGAAUUGAUUGUACCCCGCUGGGAACCGGAGCGGAUGCUAAUUGAGAAAGAGAUCUUUGGUAGGGAGGCUUUAAAUGUCAUAGCUUGUGAGGGAUGUGAAAGAGUGGAAAGGCCAGAAACAUACAAACAAUGGCAAAUCAGGAUCAUGAGGUCCGGGUUUGUGCAACAACCUUUAAGCCGCUAUGUCAUGAAGAGGGCAGCUGAGAAAGUAAAGACAACUUACCACAGAGACUUUAUAAUUGAUGAAGACAAUGGUUGGCUAUUGCAGGGAUGGAAAGGACGAAUCAUCUUUGCCAUAUCGUCAUGGAAAGCUGCUUAAUGUAUUUGGAUGGUACACUUUUUUAGAUUUCUUUAUCAGAUUCAUUUCAGCAUUCAAAAGGGCGAAAUUGAGGAUCAAAGGCACGUUAAUGUGAUUGCGGAUUUUAUCAGUUAAGAUUACUUUGUGGUAAUACUGAUGCUGACACAAGGCCAGUGAGAAAGGUGCUUAGUCCUCUUAGAGAACUCUAACAGACAUAAUCAUGUUCUUGUAACAUUUUGGUUUACAUGUUUUAAAAUUUUACUAAAUUUCAAUACAACAAGGUAUUUAGGCAAAAGGAUUUGUAUAAUGGCAUAGUACAAUGUACAUAACCAAUUCCUUUUAAAUUGAUAGUUAUGUUUAUGCAGCAUUGUCCUUCUUUCAAUAAUAUGUGAUGAAGUGUUAUCUUA